Caenorhabditis briggsae is the source of this 270-nucleotide messenger RNA. The transcript is spliced from 2 exons. The record is from RefSeq and is a predicted model, not a curated record. The coding region runs from base 1 to 270 and encodes 89 amino acids. Lineage: Eukaryota; Metazoa; Nematoda; Chromadorea; Rhabditida; Rhabditidae.
AUGGAUCCUCCUGAUUAUUAUACAAAACCUACGAAAUUCAAAAAUGGCAAAAUGACAGACUUGGGAAUUGGACGUGUUUUGGAAUAUAUGAGUUUUGAGAGAAGCUACUCCAAAAAAUCCGAAUUCGUCCCAAAUACGCCAACAAUCCGGAUAUCCGUUUUCACGACAAUGAAAUCCGACUGCGCGUUGUGCCACGUGGCACUUCAAUUCCAGCUGAUGCCGACUCUGUCGAAUGUGCGCUUCGACGCAAGAAACAUCUCAAAAUGCUAA